Messenger RNA from Pimephales promelas (fathead minnow), 576 nucleotides. RefSeq names its product matrix-remodelling associated 7 (gene mxra7). The record is from RefSeq and is a predicted model, not a curated record. NCBI's taxonomy places the organism in Eukaryota, Metazoa, Chordata, Actinopteri, Cypriniformes, Leuciscidae.
AUGCUAUUUACGGUGCUUGCAGUUAUAGUAGCAGCAGUUGUUUUGGGCAGAAAUAAAAGCCCCUUGUCGUCAAAGUGCACCCAUCAAACUGUUUUUUUGGAGGAGAGAGCUGGUCCAGAGCCUGGAGCUUCCUCUCAGUAUCAUCCCGAGAAACACUGUAAUGAAACCAGACAACAGCUGCAAUGUAGUGCAAAGAGCCUCAAAGCCAAAGAUGAAACUCGGAACCAUGUAAAGGAUUCAAACUCUGAUAAUGAGGAAGAAGUGUGCGAGUCUGAUUCUCCAGUUCACUCCACCAUUGGAUGGGGGGAGGAUUCCUCUGAGUCAGGGAUAAGGAAUGCUCUGAAGGAUUAUGCUCGGUUGCCUGAUGCUGAGAAUAAACCCUUAAAGUACAUGGCUGGCAUGCUGAGGACCUGCCAGCUUGAAAAGAUGAUGACCAAAGAAGAACUGGAGGAGGAGCAGAGGGUUCAGCAGGAGCAGUUGGCUGCCAUCUUCCAGCUACUCAGAGACAAACAAGACACAUUCGGUGACGUGACCGAGGGCGAUUUACAGGAACAGCUUAAACUCUACUCUAUUUGA